CAAUCAGGUAGCGUUACCAGGCGCAUGCGCACACAUAGAUGCCAUUAUCGGCCAUUUUUAUGUUUGCUGUGCGCAUCUGCAACACUGCAUGAUCUCUACUAAUAUACUACUUACUAUACUAUAUAUAGUAGUACUGGAAUAUGAAUCGGUUUCAUACAUCAAAGAAACCUAGAAAAGUGAAAAGGCUAGUUUCUGAUGGCAGGAAACUGAAGACAGUUUAUGUUAGGCGUUUGCCACCUAACAGUAACAUAGUAGUAAACGAGACUGCAGAACGAGGAGACAAUACAGCAGAGACGGACACCAUUCUCUUGGCCUCGACCUCGGCCUCGACCUCGGGUGUGCCUGCUCCACGAACACAUGCAGAGCGAAUGCAACGAUUGCUGAGUGGAUGGGAAAAGAUAAGGGAAGAUAUCACGGCAACGAGGCUUGAGGAGAUGGCGCCUGCCACUACUGUGUGCAGCAUGUGUGACGCGGCCGACGCUGCAAUUAAGUGUAUGGAAUGUGGGCCAUGUGUCUACUAUUGUGCCACUUGUUGUGAAAGGGUUCACAGGCAUACACUUUUCCACGAACCACUCAAAUGGAAUGGCUCCCUCUAUCUGCCUGUCGACCUAUUAAUAUAUGAUGAAACUCCUGAUUUUAUGAUAUGUUUAUGUGGUGCUAUACAGACAGUUGUUACACACAUGUACAAGUAUAUAAUAUCCAGAACACUGUGA
This is a messenger RNA of Priapulus caudatus, 713 nucleotides long. RefSeq lists its product as uncharacterized. Lineage: Eukaryota; Metazoa; Priapulida; Priapulimorpha; Priapulimorphida; Priapulidae. The transcript is spliced from 3 exons. Bases 141 to 713 code for a protein of 190 amino acids. The record is from RefSeq and is a predicted model, not a curated record.